AUGCUGGCUAAGAGCGAGUCGGUGGUGGUUGAUGAGAAGGAGAAGGAGGUGAAGCAUCCACGUCUUCCGCUUCAGCUCCCGGCCCAGACGACGCCGCCGGAUUCCCCGCCGCUGAAGGAGUAUCUGGAGGCCCCUGCCGAGCAGAUUGUCAAGGAUGUAUGGCAGGAGGUGUUGGGCUGUGGAGAGGAUGAUUCUGAUGACGUGUCGUUCUGGGAUCUCUGGGGUGAGAGUCUACUUGCCGCCGCCGCCUUGAGCGAGGCUUACGGCAGGCGAGACGUCAAGUUUUUGGUCGAAGAGUUGUUAGACAGGCCGACGAGGAGGUUGCAGGCGUUCAUGCUCAGCGGUUGA
Messenger RNA from Lasiodiplodia theobromae, 348 nucleotides. Its product is annotated as Non-ribosomal peptide synthetase. The transcript has a single exon. Lineage: Eukaryota; Fungi; Ascomycota; Dothideomycetes; Botryosphaeriales; Botryosphaeriaceae. The record is from RefSeq and is a predicted model, not a curated record. Bases 1 to 348 code for a protein of 115 amino acids.